Penicillium longicatenatum is the source of this 1050-nucleotide messenger RNA. RefSeq lists its product as uncharacterized. The transcript is spliced from 4 exons. The record is from RefSeq and is a predicted model, not a curated record. Bases 1 to 1050 code for a protein of 349 amino acids. NCBI's taxonomy places the organism in Eukaryota, Fungi, Ascomycota, Eurotiomycetes, Eurotiales, Aspergillaceae. Gene Ontology annotation, molecular function: catalytic activity.
AUGAAGGUCUUUUCAACCCCUUUAUUUGUGUCACUUCUGUACAAUGCGAAUCAAAUUGCUGCGUCGGCGUGUACCCCAGAUGCAUUUCCAUCGAUUAAUUCCUCGGCUUUCAAAAUUGCUGCGGUCCGUGAACCACCUGUAAACUUUGCUCUUCCAAUUGGCCUCAACAAGACUUGGGUGAACCUUGACCUGAAUGCUACCAUAGAUCAGGCCAUCGGUAUCAUUGAAGAGGCACAAAUUGACGGCGUCUCCCUCCUUGCCUUCCCAGAACUCUAUUUUCCUGGCUAUCCAGUAGCGAUUAACACUGCCUAUACGACUGAGAAUAUCGCGCAAUAUGUGGCUGAGUCUAUGUCGGUUAAUAGUCCGAACUUUCACCGGUUAGCUGAUGCCUUUCAAAGGGCCAGUAUGUACGGUUCUUUUGGCUUCUCAGAGAUUGCUGAUGAUGCCAUAUACAUGGCACAAGCAUUGAUUGGGCCAGAUGGAUCGACCCUGAUUCACCGGCGUAAGCUGCGUCCUUCAGGUACUGAGCGUGACAUCUGGUCCGAUGGUGAUCCCUCUGGACUUGUCGUUAAAGCCACCCCUCAUGGGCGCAUUGGCAUGCUCGAAUGUUGGGAGCAUUUUCACCCGACUAUGACCUUUCCGAUGCUGGCACAGCUAGAGAACAUCCAUAUUGCCGCCUUUCCUUAUGCCUACGAUUUCGGUAUUGACCCACUUGCUUGGGAGUCCGCCGAGGUUGGGGUUUCCGCGGCCCGCUGGUAUUCUACAAAUAUGGGCGGUACCGUGAUCAUGCCAGCUGUUGGGACCGCUGUAAUCUUUGUUGACGGUGGUGCAACGGCCAAUAUUUCCAACUCCACGGCCAAUCCUUCCUGGAGAUACGUUUCGGCCACUAUCGAUACAACUUCAUUCUCCAAUGCGACCUUUGACCUCGAUGGAGAGCAUAGUUGGGGCGCCCUUAAGCAGAUUAUAGAGACCUAUCCUUCCUAUAUUCUGCAAGUUGAUAGCACCUUUUUCAAAAAGGAGACUCACCCGAUUAAGAAUAUUACUUCUUGA